ACAGCAAAACGCAUACAUUAUUUCAUUUUUAAUUUCUUGAGAAUCCUUCUACUGUGCAGUUAACAGACAAUUUUGGACAAGAGAAUGCAAAAUCCCAGGUCAGAGAAGCUAGAAUUUCUCCAGAAAUGGAUGGAGGGUAUGGGAAAAUGCACGUCCCUUAAGAAGAACAUGAGCUUGUUAGAGAGGAAGAAGGCCAUAAAAGUGUCAGCAGAUUUAGCCAUGGCUUCCACCAGAACUGAAAGCAAGUGUUGGAGCCGAGCCCUCAUUGCCAAUAUUGCUUCCAGAGACCAUAACAGCAAAGUCCUGACGGAGCACGUAAUAGGCUCCUCGCAGUGCUUAAGGCUAAGAAAGGCUUUCACUUCUUCUUCAUUUUCUCAGCUUAAGAACAAGAGGAUGCUUAAUAGAACCAGGAAGAUCAUGAAGAGAAGGCGCCGUACAGUUCGUAGUAGAGUGAAGAAAGUAGUGAUGGCGGAUUCUAUUGCAAGGAGGCUGGUCCAAAAGAGAACAGAAAUGCUAAAGAGGCUUGUUCCAGGUGGCGAUCUUAUGGACGAUGAUGUGUCCUUGAUUGAAGAAACCCUAGAUUAUAUUCAAUCCCUCCGAUCUCAGGUUCAAGCAAUGCGCUGUCUUCUCGCCACUUCCCAGCUCAUGAAUUGUUCCUAAAUUUACUCGCUAUAUAUAUAGUUUUAUAUAC
This is a messenger RNA of Neltuma alba, 691 nucleotides long. RefSeq names its product transcription factor IBH1-like 1. The transcript is spliced from 2 exons. Gene Ontology annotation, biological process: regulation of DNA-templated transcription. The record is from RefSeq and is a predicted model, not a curated record. The coding region runs from base 85 to 660 and encodes 191 amino acids. NCBI's taxonomy places the organism in Eukaryota, Viridiplantae, Streptophyta, Magnoliopsida, Fabales, Fabaceae. Gene Ontology annotation, molecular function: protein dimerization activity.